Messenger RNA from Colletotrichum karsti, 1614 nucleotides. RefSeq lists its product as uncharacterized. The record is from RefSeq and is a predicted model, not a curated record. Lineage: Eukaryota; Fungi; Ascomycota; Sordariomycetes; Glomerellales; Glomerellaceae. Bases 1 to 1614 code for a protein of 537 amino acids. The transcript has a single exon.
AUGGCGACCAAUCUUCACGGACUCCGCGAUGUUCCUCGUCGUACCUUCAGAACCAGAACGCCCCCCGACGUCCACCAGGACGCGAUCAUCCUUGCCGCAGCAUCACCGGAUAUCGAGUCAGGCUCUCCCUCCAGAGAAGGAUGGAUCCUUUCUGACUUAUAUGCCUUCAACUACAUGCUCAAAGGCCUCGGCUCCGAACAGGUCUGGCUUACCACAGCGUCCCCGACCGAUGUCAUCGCCCGACACGGUGACUGUGUACACGGAAACAAGGUCGAUGACAACCAGAAGAUCGUCCUGAGCAAGCCAUUGCUCGAGAAUGACCAGCUGUCGCCCGUCACAGUUGUCGACCCGGAGGAGAUGAUCGAGUCCUACCUGUAUCACGUCGAAAAGAUGUCAGCAAAGGCAGCAAGACAAGACCAACCCCUGCUUCUCAUGCUGUUCGGCAUCGGUUUCAGCGAGACCGGAUUCCUCAUGAACACUCGGGACCGCGACACAAGACUCGACUUUGAGAGGCUGGAGACAAGACUCGACUUUGAGAGGCUGGAGAACGCGAUUGCUGAUGGUUGUCGCGCCACCCUCGUCUCGCCGAACUGCUUCUCUGGUGGAUGGGACAUUACCGAUCUCUCGAAAGGCGACCCUGCACGAAUGGACACCCCCAUACUGGUCACACCUCAUGACGAGAUCAUAUCUCACGCGGCUCGGAUGUGCGGGUCUAUCUUUGCAGGACCAAUCAUCAAAACUCUGUCAUCUUCUUCGAGCCCUCUCCUUGACAUCCCGACCGAUGGCGACACGGAACCGGAGAGCCUUCAGCCGAAAGAACCAACGGAAGAGCAAGAGGCGGCGUACAAUGCUUUUUGCGCGUCGGUAGUAGAUGCUUGUACGGGUGACGAGACUUGGGAUCGACAUGGCUUUUUCUUCAGAGCCGAGGAUGACCAUUGGAGCAAGUCCUGGACGCGUUCGGGGAAGACCCUGGAAUACUUUGAGAAUCGAUGGAAUGCACUGGAAACGCCCAAGAACGACGACACUGGCAGCGACGACAGAGACUCUCAAGCAAAUGACGAGCGGAUCUCCGCCAUGGCCACGCUGUUCAUGGAGAGUUGCCCGGGAGAUUGGAGUGGCGGCUAUAACAUUAACGUGCGUACUCUUCUGAGGGAAACGGUCAAAAACCCCGGCAAUCCUGAACCCUUGCCCUACCGAGAAGAAAUCGAUCCUGUGAGCCUUAUUCGCUACCGGUGGGAGCUCGGCCAUCUCGCGGACCUGCUGGUGCGGCACUACAACCUCCCCGUGCCCAACGACGAGAUUUUCAUCUCAUGGAGGCGCAUGGGUCAGCAGACACAAAACACCAGAGAAAUUCACCACUUCAGUGAGCACUCCGGCCGGGCUUAUGGCAUUUUCUCCUACCGUGGUCUUGGGCCAGGUCCAGCUCGCGCUCAGGGAUACCAUUUCAACCGGUACUUCCUGUAUACGUCGAAAGCGGUUGCGUUGACGGGAGGAUCCGAGGCCGAGAUUGUCAAGCUCGCGGAAGAUAUGGUUUUGUUUGUUAAGAAGCUGCAGCAGUUCGUCACGGGUCCUGUUCUUGAGAACCAAGACGUCAUUGACAAGAGGAAGAGGUGA